AUGGUCAAGGCUGUGCACACCAUUCACGAGGCUAAAAUCAUUCAUGGAGAUUUGAAACCAGCAAACUUCUUGGUCGUCCGAGGAGAGUUGAAGUUAAUAGAUUUUAGGAUUGCAAAAGCCAUCACUAGCGACGACACGACAAAAGUUUUUCGGGAAGCUCAGGUAGGGACUCUCAACUACAUGUCCCCGGAGGCCUUAUACGGCACUGACUCAGAAACUGAUCUGCAAUCAGUAUGGUACCGAGUGGGGCGUGCAAGUGAUAUCUGGAGUUUAGGUUGCAUCUUGUAUCAAAUGUUGUGUGGAAGAGCGCCCUUCGCCCACAUCAAAGACACUCUUCAAAAGCUGAACUGCAUUCAGAAUCCAAAGUACGAAAUAUCAUACCGUCAUGUAACCGACCCUGUUGCGCUUGAAGUCCUCCACAGAUGCCUGCAGCGCGACCCGCAAAAUCGUAUGUCCAUUCCAGACCUUAUGCAACAUCCCUUCGUUUACCUUAGCCACGAUCGCAACAUAGACGUAGCAAAUGGCAGCAUGAAAAGCGCGAGCAUCUCAGAGGAAUAUUUGCUCGCUCUGACCAUGGAUUUUCUGGACAUUGUGAAAAGAGAAGCGGUUCGUCACUCUCUUAUUUCCAAUGUGGUAGAUGACAGCGACCUGGCACUUUUGCCCAACAUCAUGAAAGCCUUCAUCCCCUGUAUUCGGAAAAGGCUCGGAAAGCUAUCGGCCUCAGUGACACCAGCUCCGUCUGCGACGGGAAAAAGUAAUUAUCAGAACCAGUCCUGGAAAGGAGGCGCUUCCCCAACGACAUGA
Molecule: messenger RNA, 804 nt
Organism: Chondrus crispus (carragheen)
Lineage: Eukaryota; Rhodophyta; Florideophyceae; Gigartinales; Gigartinaceae
Product: Serine/threonine protein kinase
Exons: 2
Coding region: 1-804 (267 amino acids)
Biological process (GO): meiotic spindle assembly checkpoint signaling; protein localization to kinetochore; chromosome segregation
Cellular component (GO): nucleus; spindle; kinetochore
Molecular function (GO): protein serine/threonine kinase activity; ATP binding; protein serine/threonine/tyrosine kinase activity
Source: RefSeq, a predicted model, not a curated record